UUUCUUUCGCUCAGUGACCAAGUAAGAAGCCGAGUUGGUCGUUCAGUGCAGCAUGUCGCUGCUUCCGCGCUUAGCGCGUCCGUCCUUCAUCCAGAGGAGGGCCUAUUCUUCAUACUUCUCCUCGAAGACAGGAGGAGGUGGUGGUGGUGGUGGACGCUACUUCACAUCCGCAAAACCUCCAAAGCCUGUAGUCUCAGGCAGAGGAGGUGCAAAGGUCGAGAGUUCGUCCUCACCAGCCUCGAAGAACGAUGCCUCGGGUUCACCAACUUCUCAAUCCAACGAUUCUCCCAACACUGCUCAGACGGGUGCCUCUGAAGAGACAGCCAAAGUCCCUACGACGCUCUCCAGUUCGGAUGGCCCAACACGUGCUGCCACUGCCAGCGCCAGCAAGACGUCCUCCCCACCCAUGAGUCACCAACCACAGCAGCUCGUCAUUCCCCCCCAUAUUUCCCUCAGCAUGAACGACCUCAAGACUCACCAAUUUUUCUCCCUCCACCGCCCCAUGCUCCUUCUGCAGCAACCGACUUCCAUGGUCUUUGACUCACCGGAUCCAUCAAUCCCACUUUUCGGCAAUAGUCCAAAGGAGCAGAAACUAGCCCAGGACCUCCAUUCAAGCUCUCUAUUCGGCGAAAUUCCAGAGUCCAGCGUUGAGAGCGACGCUGAUACUGCGCGCCAGCUUGCCCACUCAAUGGUGCUGAACCGCGUUGGUAAUGCUAUGUCAUGGCAGGAGACGCUGCAGAGGCUCGGACUGGACUCGGCUCAGUCUGCAGACACCAUUUCCGCCAAGGAGUCGGCAGAGGAAUGGAUUACCAUCCACGCGGACAGCACCAGGAGGAAGAAACGCACGAAGAUGAAAAAACAUAAGUUGAAGAAGCGGAGAAGACUUACUCGCAUACAACGGCAGAAUGCUCGGUAGAGACAGGGUGAUGAUGCCUGGAUCAUCGCAACUGUGUUCUUUCUGCUUCUCAAUAGCCUCAUCUAAUGCAUAGAUGUCCUCAGUGUCUUCUUAUAAUGAAUAGCAUUUUCUUCUCCCAGCAAUCACUAUUCAAGGGCUGUUCUCUAACAAAAAUUUUGCUUAAACCUCAUCGCGGCUGUACAAAACCAUGGAUUGCGGACUGAAUAUCACAGCAGUGCGAGCGUGCAUUGCCGAUAGCAUCCGUUACGCUCGCCAGGUGCGUUCCUGGAGGAGCCGCAAUGAGUCCAUCCAGUGACUGCACCCGCAUUUCUGUCUGGUAAACAAUUAGGCACUUCAAAGUCGGUCCAUGUAAGUACGAUAGCGCUUAUACAGG
Molecule: messenger RNA, 1289 nt
Organism: Coniophora puteana RWD-64-598 SS2
Lineage: Eukaryota; Fungi; Basidiomycota; Agaricomycetes; Boletales; Coniophoraceae
Exons: 3
Coding region: 53-916 (287 amino acids)
Source: RefSeq, a predicted model, not a curated record